Messenger RNA from Cydia pomonella (codling moth), 4368 nucleotides. RefSeq names its product fas-binding factor 1 homolog (gene twy). The record is from RefSeq and is a predicted model, not a curated record. NCBI's taxonomy places the organism in Eukaryota, Metazoa, Arthropoda, Insecta, Lepidoptera, Tortricidae. Bases 221 to 3190 code for a protein of 989 amino acids. The transcript is spliced from 12 exons. Gene Ontology annotation, cellular component: ciliary basal body; centriole; ciliary transition fiber. Gene Ontology annotation, biological process: establishment of epithelial cell polarity; cilium assembly.
UUAUUGCUUAAAGAAAUUAUAUUACCUACAGGACUAAAGUUGAUUUAAAGAAAAUAAUCACCACAAGGCUGAUUGAUUGUGCCUGUGCUUUCGAUUCUUUAUGUUGCUUUCUGUUAUUGUUUCUAUGGCGGCUAAUUUGUAAACAAAGGAGCGUGGUUUACGAAUUUAGCGUGUAAUCUAAAGUUGAAAAUGUUGUGUUGUGCGUUUAUGUAACCUUACAAUGAGCUUUAGUUUAGACGAUCCUUUAGCAGGUAUUCUUAGUGAUGGCAGUGAUGAUAGUUUCUUUGAUGAUGAUAUUCUGGGAAAGAAAAAACCUGCCAAAAAGAAAACGACACCCUUAGCUGAAAAGAAAAGCGCAUUGUUCGAUUUGGGUACUAGCGAUAAACCAAAGUCAACAACUGAAGACAGAAAAGAAUUUCUCUCUUCUGAUUUUAAACCGGAUAAGCCAAAACCCCAGUCUCCUGCUACGUUUACCAGAACAGCGUCCAAAGAAUCAAUUAAAUUGCAUCCAUCCGAUUCUAAAAGUAAAUCUGACUUUGAUAAACCUGCCUUUGGAAAAUCGCCAGCAAAAACUAGACCUAGGACUAGCGGGGAGUCGCAGGACAUAUUGGGUGACCUUAUCCCAGAGACGAAAAAGGAACCCGGAAAAUCUUUAGAGAGAGGUAAAAGUUCACAGUCUCUGUUAGACGAUAUCCUUGGAGGGUCUUCAACUAAAACGGGUGGCUCUAGCCAGGCAGCCCGGCCCGCCACUGCUGCGAAAAGCCAAGAAUUUGAUUUUGAAUCAUUUCUGGGAAAGAGUGAAUCUAAGCAGACUGUUUCGUCUACUAAAACUACAAAUCAACAGCCAGUUGUAAAAGAAAUUAAGAAAGAACCGCAGAAGAAAUCAAAAGCCAGCGAAGACUGGUUGGGUAUUUUUCAGAAAGAAGAAGAUGAAGCGGAAGAUGAUACUGAUAUGCCAUCUUGGCUGGCGGGUGGGGAUUCUAAGAAGAAGAAAUCUGCGAAAAGCGAAGACAAACCUGAAUCUAAAUCGAAACAAACCGUUGAAGAGAAACCCGAAAACGCACCUGUUAUUAAAAAAGAAGCUGAACAGUACCCUCAAUUUGAUUCAAAAUUGGAACAGUUGUCUAAGGUGGCGACGAGUAACAGCGUACUGCAGGGCAGCAAUGAAGAUAUAACGGCGGAAGGAGCGGCGUUGUAUAUGCAGCAACAAGAGGCACAAUUAAUGGUUGCUUUACAGCUUAAGGCGCAGGAAGAAAAAUUGGCUGCCAUGCAGAUGCGUCAGCAAGAAACGCAACGCAUACAACGCGAGGCAGCGCUCGCUCACCACGCUCAAUUCGACGCCAUGUUAGCACGUCAAGCGGAGCACCGACGGCAGAUGCAGGCUGUGAUUGCUGCGCAUCAGGAUCGCAUCACGCAACGGAUUCAGGCUAUGCUAGGAAAUGCAGACACCAACGCUGAAGGUACAGAUGUGCUUGAACACGACCCACAAGGCCCGACAGAGCGUCAAGAGAGCCCGCAUACAAAGGAAAAGAAACAGUUGCUGCAGCUGGUGCAGUCGCUACAGGAGAACCAUGAUAAGGAGAUUGAUCUUAUGGAGACUUCUUACAGACGUCAAAUAGCUUUUCUAGAGAUAUCUCUCAGCCAAUCCGAAGAGCGCAUGAAAGACGAGAGCGACAAGCUAAUAAAAUUUUAUUCAGAAAAAAUCAAUUGGUUGGAAGAACAUCACGCGCUUUACAAAAAACUUAUUGAAGAAAAUUUGAAUUCUUUAACUGAUAGACAUAGGGCUGAGACUGAAAUACUGAGACAACAACAUGUGGACAAUGUUCGUGUGCUGCAAGAACAUCAUGCGUCGUUGAUGGAGAAUAUUAAGAACGCUGUAAAACAAGAACAGUUGUUAAUUCAGGAAUCAGCUGGGUUUUCGUCAAAUUUGCAGGAGUUGGUAGCAGACGUUAAGGAAAGCAAAACCCAAUGCAUUGCCCUUGUCGAAAAAGUCCAAGCUUUGGCGGAAAGCUCUAAACAUGAUAAUGAAAAGAGUUUACAGAUCAGAGAAACACAGAUUAAUGAAAUGAUACAACAGUUAAAAAAGGAAAAGGAAAACUUCGAUGCCGAAAAGUCAGAGAGUAGAGACAUGGUGAAAAUGUUAGAAACAAGAUUAAAGCAAAUGACAACGAUGAUAGAGGAUGAAACUACUUCAUUAAAACAAAAGAAAAUGGAGUUCGAAUUUGAAAAGGCAACUUUUAGCAAGCAAACAGAAUUUGCUAAGAAUGUUCUUAAACGGCAGGACGAAGAAAUGAAGAUGCUAAAAGAAGAUAUCCAAAAAGAAUACAAAGAUAAGAUAGCUAAAAUUGAAGAAGAUAAACAAAAAGCUCUGAAGGAUGUCGCAUUGGUUGCAAAAGAAAAGGCUUCAACGCAAAGUCUUAAACAAGAAAUAGAGAAAUUGAAGACUGAUCUUCAAGCUCAACUAGAAGAAGUUACUGAAGAAAGAUCCAGGUUGAAUAUAGAAAAACAACAAAUGCACAUGGAGGAGCAAAGAAUAUUGGCUAAGAGUAGAGAUUUAGAUCUAUUAGCCAAGACAGCGAUAGAAAAACAAUCACAAGCUGAUAAAAAAUAUUCAGAAGCUGAAUUUAUUCAAAGAAAAUACGAAGAAAGGAUACGUCGAAUCCAAGAACAUGUGGUUUCUUUAAAUAACAGAGAAAAACAAAUAGCAAAAGAAAAAGUAGCUCUCUCAAGAGAAAGACUAAACUUGCAUAAUGAAAGAAAGCAGAUGGAGGGAAAACAGCAGUGUUCUCUGUGUAAAUCUGUCCAAAGUGUCCCGCAGUAUAAUUUUGAUUCUUCAUAUUUACCAGAAACGUUUCUACAAAUGCCAGUGUCUAGAGAUUUUGGGAAUACGCAAAUGACUUCAGCCAUGACAGCGAUUGAACAAGAAAUGGCGCAUUUAAUGGGACAAAGUUUUAGUCUCAGACAUACUCCCGGUUUGAAUAUAAAUCGUGAAGAGAGGCAUAAUGCAAACGAUGUUAGAAAUGCCGACGAGAAUGUACAGUCCAGUGAAAUUGAACCAGGGGCUUUUAAGGAUUACAUGGACCCCAAAUUUAUGAUGCUGCGUUUAGAUGUCCAACAAGUUAUAAGUAAUUUAGAUCAAAAUAAGACUGAUCAAGUUGGUCCCACAGAAAACGACCAACAAGAAGAAUAAGUUAAUAUCGUGUUAUAAUUAUAACAGAUAAAAGUAGACAGAAUCAACAGCAGUACCCACACCAUGAGUUUGGACAUUGACAUAUACGCUCACGUCUCGUCUAAGUAAUUUACUUUCUACAUCUAGCUUGCACUAACGUGCCAGUACGAGCGAGAUGCAUAGAAAGUAAGUUACGUGAAGUGAGCGAAUUUGUCAAUGUCAAAACUCAUGGUACGGGUGCAGCUUAUUCAACACGGUUGUCUGAUAACGUAUGAAAACUAUAUCGUGGAAAUGCGUGGAAUGCGUGAGUAGCGUGGGGAUUUAAGCAUCAUGGGCACCUUCGCACCAGAAACGACAGGGAGUGGUUUGUUUUUAUAAAUGUACUAUAGUUUAAAUUUUUAUUUGUAAGUUUUAGUCGUAAUUUGAUUUGUCUCCUUCAUUGUGUAAAUAAGUAAUAAAUCAGAUUUACAAGUUGCGGAAACGUUUAAAAAAUUUCAUAGGAAAUUGAGGAGACUUUCAUUUUGGAAACGAAAAAUUUCAGUGAAAUAUCCGAAAAUUUUCAAUGUACAAAUUUCGCAACUUUGGAAUAUUUCCACCGGCACAUCACAUCAGUAAGAAAAACUGAAGAAAUAAGAAGUCUAAGAACAUCACUAGUAAUGUAGUUAUUGGGGUGAAGCCUCGUUCGCCGAGUGCUCUAACCCCAUAAUGCUUGCAGAUCAGCAAAAAACCUAAUUCCGAAGCUUGAAUUCACUUUCUCGCCGAGUUACACGCGUCUCGUAAGUGGAUGAUUGCCCUCAGUUUUUUAGCUAUUGGUAAGUACUUAGCGGUUAUCUAGGUUGAUAGCCUAAUUGAUUCCUAACAAAACUUUAGCAUAGGGUAUUUAUGGAUUAGCAAUUAAUUUGUUGGGUUACAUUUCAUUUGAGUUUGAUUGUUAUAGUGUUUAUAGACCAUUAGGUAGAUAUUAAAUUAAUAUACUUAACAUAUAGCAAAAUCAUGAUUGCGAACAAAGAAUUGUUACAAGUUAGAUAUGUUACAUAGGUCAAACAUUUUUUUGAGUGCGGGACUUGAGACUUCGUAUAUGGGCAUAUUAUUAGAAUAAAGCAAAAAAUAUUUCAGCGUUUUUGAAAACCCUUCUGCUAAAAGGGUUAAAUAGGGGUUGAAAGUUUGAAUCCAUUACAAAUGCUUUAAAACUUCAUAGA